Molecule: messenger RNA, 1872 nt
Organism: Syngnathoides biaculeatus (alligator pipefish)
Lineage: Eukaryota; Metazoa; Chordata; Actinopteri; Syngnathiformes; Syngnathidae
Gene: mlf2
Product: myeloid leukemia factor 2
Exons: 8
Coding region: 293-1039 (248 amino acids)
Biological process (GO): regulation of DNA-templated transcription
Cellular component (GO): nucleus; cytoplasm
Source: RefSeq, a predicted model, not a curated record
GUAUCGACGGUCUACAUCUACGCGCUGUAAGCAAUUUUGCCUUCUCUUUGUCAAAAUCUGACUUCCGAUUCUCAUGUUUUGUUCGGACUUCUGGAAUUUGCCAUCCCGGCUUUACAGCGAGUUAGUUGGCCGCUUCGCUUCGCCAAAAGUGUUUCGGACAACCGAAUUCUGAUCUGGGAGGGAGGGCUCGAGUACGUCGUGUUGUCUUUCGUAGAAAACAACCUCCAUUUACCUAGCUAGCUAGCUGGCUAACAGCAACAGCCAGCUGAGUUGCAUCAAUCAGUCGUCGAGCAUGUUUCGAUUCAUCAAUGACGUCGAUGACGACCCCUACAUGCUGGAUCCCUUUGCCGCUCACCGGCAGCAGAUGAGGAGCAUGUUUGGACCGUUUGGCAUGGACCCUUUUGCACUAACACCACAGAUUCAACCACCUCGUGCGCCACGGCGACAGGCCGGUGCACUGACCCCGUUUGGCAUGAUGGGAAUGGGUGGAGGGUUCAUGGACAUGUUUGGCAUGAUGGGGGAAAUGAUGGAGAACAUGGAGAGGAUUUCUGGUUCGCCCAACUGCCAGACCUUCUCCUCCUCCACAGUGAUCUCCUACUCGUCCACAGAUGCUGGGACUCCAACAGUGUACCAGCAAACCCAUCAAACAAGACAUGGCCCGGGAGGGAUCCGCGAGACGCGUCAGUCCAUGCGAGACAGCGAAAGCGGCGUGGAGCGGCUCGCCAUUGGCCACCACAUUGGCGAACGCGCGCACAUCAUGGAGCGCUCGCGGAACCGUCGCACUGGCGACCGCGAGGAACGACAGGACUUCAUAAACCUGGAUGAGACUGAAGCCGAGGCGUUCGACGCAGAGUGGAGGACUCAGGCGGGGCGAUACGCUGCCCCCAGCACCCGGGGGCUAGACUACGCCCGAGACCGACGUGCCGGGGGCCAGCAGCUGGCUCUCACCGCACCACCCGGCUCCACGACCCCCCCAGGCCACCGGCACGACUCCCCCCGACACCAGCCGCCCCAGUCCCGCCCGCGUUAUGACUGGUGAGAGGAGUCACACCUGUAAACCUGACCCAAACGGGGCGAGUGGAUGAAACUUCACGGAUGCUGUGACCCACGUUGAUGAUCGUUCCAACUUCCUCGUUGUUUGCGUUGACCGGACUGUCGAUACAUAAACAUGAAACACCUCACAAACAAACCAACAACCCCACCCCCCACCCCACAGACCACUCUCACACACAGUUGAUAGUCUUAGAAUUAAUGCUCUGCACACUCACACUUGUACAAAAUACCCUCGCUUCCUCUUCAAGAUUUGGUGUGUGUUUGUGUCUUUGCCCACUAAAAGUGCUCAAACUAUACAGUGCAUCUGCUGUACAGUUCGUUUUAUGUUUGUGAAGACACACGAAUGUGUCUGAAUUGUAUACUGUUGACUAAUUAAAUUAGCUAGGUAGUUAAUUAAACAUUGCUAGAUAACUUCAGGCUGUGUCUCUUCUGUUACAAGCCCAGUUAAUGUUGAUGCUCCAAUUUUGUCAUAUCCAGCCUUCACCCGCUUUAAAUGGGUGAACAUCCACAAUAUAGAAAAAGCAGAAACAUUUUUGAAAUACUUUACUCCUCCCACAUGCUUUGAACACAUUUAAACUUAUUAAAUGUUGUAAAUGUAUGUGGACAGAAAAAGAAGUGUUAAAAUGUACAGGAAAUAGUGUACAUAUUGCAGUGUCUGUUAGAUACUUGCAUGUGCCUUUAAGAGGCGGGGCAUCCUUGGGUGACUGUGUAACUUUAGCGAGUGAGUGUCUGGGGAGAACUGCAGCAAAAGCAGCUUGUGUGAGUGUGCCUUGUGUUUUAUUGUUCUCCUGAUGAUAAUAAAGGGUUGGAAAAAUAAAA